Sabethes cyaneus is the source of this 549-nucleotide messenger RNA. RefSeq names its product cuticle protein 16.5-like. NCBI's taxonomy places the organism in Eukaryota, Metazoa, Arthropoda, Insecta, Diptera, Culicidae. The transcript is spliced from 2 exons. The coding region runs from base 1 to 549 and encodes 182 amino acids. The record is from RefSeq and is a predicted model, not a curated record.
AUGUUUCAGAUUGCAGUUCUCUUCGCAGCAUUGGCCUAUGCUAAUGCAGUGCUCUUCCAACCAGCAGCCAGCUAUGCUACUACUCCACUAUCCUACAACAUCUAUCCUGCAGCUCCAACUCAGUCGUAUCCUGCUCCAGCUUUCGCCACUUACGGACACCAGGGAUUUGGUCAUGGCUUGACACACAACUCUCCGAUUGUACAAAGUUAUUCAGCUCCAGUAGUAGCCCAUACAUAUGCGGCUGCUCCAGCACUGACUUAUUCGGCACCAAUCGCGCACACUUUUGCAGCCACCCCGGCCUUGGCUUAUGCCCCCAGUUACAGUUCAGCAUAUACCUACAAUAAUCACGGAUAUGCUGCAGCGCCAAUUGCUCCUCUGACCGCUACAAAACCGAUCGGUUUAAUAGCUCAACCUGCUGCUACCGCUACCGUUGCUCAUAGUGCACCGCAACUGGUGCUCUCACGACCCGGUUUGAACUAUGCUUCCUCCCCUCACCAGCAGGGCACUUACACGAACUUCAAGAGUCCAUCGGUGUCCUACGCUUACUAG